Nematolebias whitei (Rio pearlfish) is the source of this 1344-nucleotide messenger RNA. RefSeq lists its product as uncharacterized. The transcript has 6 exons. Bases 1 to 1344 code for a protein of 447 amino acids. NCBI's taxonomy places the organism in Eukaryota, Metazoa, Chordata, Actinopteri, Cyprinodontiformes, Rivulidae. The record is from RefSeq and is a predicted model, not a curated record.
AUGCUUGACGCUGUGAGGAGGGCCAAGACUAUUGAGCUUCUCCAAGCUCUCGCGGACACGGAGCCUUCUCCUCCCCUGACCUCCAGCCUCUCCGUGGAGGGCUUGGACGCCGACUGUGAAAAUGAAGUGUCGGGAGCCACCUCCUUCUCGCCGUCCCCCCGUUCAGACGAGGAUGUGCCCGGCCCGUCGUCUGCGUGUGCCCUCCCUGACUCGACCGGGGCAUCUGCUUGUGAGGAGCAGGUGCCAGAAGCUCGUUUUCCUGCAUCUAUCGUCACUUUUGUGGAAAGCUACAAGCGUUUUCUGGAGGGCGGGUGCCCCAGCGCCAAACGCCGGGAGAACGUGGGGUCUGCUGUGAAUCGGGUCAGUUGUUUUCUCCAGCGUAUGGCGUCUGGUUGUAAUCAGCUGGGCACCUGGCUCUUCCUGGAUGACGUUGGGCGUAUUCAAAGUUGUGCGCACGAGCUGAUGUCGCAGGGGAGAACCGUCACCACUGCCUGCACUCAUCUCAAGAACGUGUACCAGUUCCUCGAGUAUUUUACAGAAACUCCUCCACCAUCAUGCAGGUUGUCAAGAGCCCAGCAAAUCGGUGUCUUGAGGGCAUUGAAGAACUGCAUUCGCCAGCUGCGUAAAGACGUGGUGCUUCACCAAAUAACAGUUAAAGAUGCCAAGGUGUCGCGCAUCAUUUCAGCACAGACCCUAACAAAGUGCCGGGACUUGGCCCGCUCCAGAAUCCCUCAGCUGCUUGACAUGAUGGAGGACGACAAAUCCCCCGAGCUGAGGCAUCGCUUCUACGGCUACUUUUCUGCCCUGAUCGCCUCUGUCUACGGUCACCGGAUUGGCGUUCUUAUCGGCAUGGCUGUGUCUGAGGUGGAAGCUGCCAAGGCACGUCAUCAGUCAGAGUCUCUGGGCUUCGUUGUGAAUGUGAGGGAGCACAAGACAAACGGUGCCUUCGGUAUGGCACAGAUCUACUUGAACCACGAGGAGUUCUCCUGGGCUGAACGGUGGCUAAAUAUGCGGGCUGCUCUGUCUCUGCCGGAGGGGAGGUUUCUCCACACCACUUCUAACAGCCCGGGCAAGAUUCUCCUCAAGUAUCUCCGGGUGGUGUGGGAGGAGAUGGGGCUUCCAGGAUUACCUUCCUUCACAGACAUCAGAACGUCUGUGGCUACGCAUGUAAAGAACUUUCACAGCGCUGAGGUUCGCCGAAGAUUGGCCAACUUCAUGUGUCAUGACACCUCGACCGCUGACAGAUUCUACGCAAUGCAUCUCACCGCUGAGCAAGCGAGAACGAUCAGAGUGCUUUUCGAGCAGUCGACAUCCAACGCAGAGGCCCAGGCAGGAGAGCCGUGA